AAGGUAUAAAAGAUUCGCUAAAAAUGUAUUGGCCAAACCUUCUUCGCCCAGAUGACUUUAGCUUCUGGAAGUACGAGUGGGCGACACAUGGUAGAUGCCUUGGUCUAGAGCCAUCCGUGUACUUCAAGGAUGCAAUUGAACUUAGAGAACGCUAUAACGAUUAUCUUGGUUUAGAUGACCAAGGAUGUCGACCGAACCCCAAUCCAUACAAGCGGAAAACUAUCUAUGAUGCAUUGUUUGAAGCACUUGGCAAAAAACGUGGACAAUUGAAAUGCAACAUGAGAAACGGUGGUUAUCAGCUGCUUGAGGUUUAUAUUUGCUUUGACCGUCAAAAGAAGGUUCGUGAUUGUCCAUUUCAGUACAUCCAAUGCGGUAACGAUGAUCAAGUAUCGGUUCUUUACCCCACCAGCAAUACUGUGCGCCCAAUUAAUGGAUCCAAGGAGAUCCAAGGAUAGGGACGACGGAAGGGUCUGGAAGUCUUCUAAGAGUGAAGUAUGAAAGGCUGGAGAAGUACAAAGACAGACCCGAGAGCUUGAUCUAAGCUGAUUUAUGAACAACUGCAGAUUUUCUUGUUGAUUUUUCUGUUUUGCUGUUUGUGCGCUUCAAUUACAACUGUUGUGGUGGCUGAGAUACCCUUUUGAGUGGUCUAAAACAGGGUAAAUCAGUGACUAAGGUGGUGAGAGUUGAGAAGAAGGAAGGUUGAAUAUUUUCCUUACUGCUACAACAAGAUUUUCUGCACUGGUUUGGGAGUGUGCAUGUUGAUCUAUUGCUGUUUGUAUAUUUCUGUUUUCUUCAAUAACACAGUGGUUUAAGGUU
Molecule: messenger RNA, 816 nt
Organism: Juglans microcarpa x Juglans regia
Lineage: Eukaryota; Viridiplantae; Streptophyta; Magnoliopsida; Fagales; Juglandaceae
Product: intracellular ribonuclease LX-like
Exons: 3
Coding region: 24-455 (143 amino acids)
Biological process (GO): RNA catabolic process
Cellular component (GO): extracellular region
Molecular function (GO): ribonuclease T2 activity; RNA binding
Source: RefSeq, a predicted model, not a curated record